UCUAUAUUUGCUUCCUCACUCUGGCCUUCCUGCAUUCAGAAACUCUAUAAUGGAACUCCAGUCCAUGAGCCUAUGGCCAUUCUGGUUGUUUCUCCUUCUCUCUUCCAUGCACGUUCUAUGCUUCUUCGGAUCUGCUGCCAACUUCUCCAACGAAACAGAUUAUCUUGCUUUGCUACACUUCAAACAUCUGAUAACCGAAGACCCUCUCAAUUCCUUGAGCUCAUGGAAUCAUACUCUCCACUUCUGUCACUGGCAAGGAGUCACAUGCGGUGGUCGCCUCCAUCCUCAAAGGGUCACCGCCUUGAACCUCACUGGCCAGAAAUUGGUGGGACCCAUAUCUCCCUUCAUAGGGAACCUUACCUUCCUCAGGAGAAUCGAACUCGCGAACAACAGCUUCAACGGGCGGAUUCCUGAAGAGAUGGGUCAGUUGCUCCGCUUGCGGUUUCUCGGUCUGGACGAUAACAAAUUCACCGGAGAAAUUCCAGCAAAUCUGACCCGCUGUUCUGAACUCCAGCUCCUUUAUCUUGCUCGAAAUCAGCUGGUAGGGAGGAUUCCAACUGAUCUUGGCUCUCUAUCAAAGCUCACCGUAUUGGCCCUUGGUAUAAACAAUCUCACAGGAAGCAUCCCACCUUCACUUGGAAACCUUUCGUCUCUCACGCUCCUUUAUCUCUCAAGAAACCGUCUGGAGGGCAACAUCCCAGACGAUCUCAGUCGGUUGGUGAGGUUAAACAUUCUUGGUAUUCGUGAAAAUGAACUUUCAGGUACGAUUCCGCCCCGGCUAUUCAAUCUCUCCUCAGUUAUCAUUUUCGACGUGGGAUUGAACAGAUUGCAUGGAACUCUUCCACCUAACUUAGGCCUCACUCUUCCUAAUCUCCAACAGCUUCUUUUCGGAGUAAACCAAUUCACAGGACCCAUACCAGUUUCAUUAUCCAAUGCUUCUGGACUUGCACUUGUUAACCUUAAUAACAAUAGUUUUAGCGGAUCUGUGCCUCGGGAUUUUGGAAACCUCAAGAAUCUCUCUAGGUUACGUUUGUGGGGAAAUGAACUUGGAAUUGGAAAAGGUAGUGACUUGGGUUUUCUUGAUUCUUUGAUCAAUUGCAGUAGUUUACAACUACUGGAUGUAGGCAUUAAUAAUCUCAGUGGUUUGUUGCCCAACUCCAUAGGGAAUCUUUCAACCCAGCUGAAUGAACUAUCGUUAGACAAUAACAUGAUAUUCGGAAGCAUCCCAUCUGGUAUUCAGAAUCUCAUUGGCUUAACAGUAGUCAAUUUGGGGUAUAACUUUCUAACAGGUAGAAUUCCCAUUGGUGUUGGAAUGCUUAACAAGGUGGAGCAACUUUACUUGAGCAGUAAUGAAUUAUCAGGGCAAAUUCCAUCUUCCUUGGGCAACAUCUCUCAAUUAUACCGACUCGGUUUAUCUAGAAACAAUCUAAUGGGGAGCAUACCUUCAAGUCUUGGAAAUUGUAAAAACUUGCAGUUUCUCUACCUCGAAAAUAAUAACUUUAGUGGUACCUUACCCAGACAACUUUUCAGCAUUCCUUCUUUGAUAGAAUUCCAUGUUCAGAAUAACUCUUUUAACGGUUUUCUACCACAAGAAGCUGGUUACUUCAAUGCUCUUGGAAGCUUCAUUGUUUCUAAUAAUAAAUUGUCGGGUGAAUUUCCAAGCUGGCUAGGCAAUUGUCUCAGCCUAGAGUAUCUCCUGUUCGAUGGGAACUUCUUUGGCGGAUCAAUUCCUCCAACAUUUGGUACUCUAAGAGGCCUUCAAAUCCUGGAUCUUUCACGCAACAACAUGUCUGGGGAGAUUCCAAAAUAUUUGGAGAAGCUUGCUCUACGGUCUUUAAAUCUAUCUUUCAAUAAUUUCGAGGGCGAAUUACCAAAACAAGGGGUUUUUGGAAAUGCUAGUGAAAUUUCUGUGCUCGGAAAUAGGAAGCUUUGUGGAGGUAUUCAAGAAUUACAAUUGCCUCCAUGCUCUAGCAAAGCUUCCAAGAAACGGAGGAACUCUCUUGCUUCAAAAGUCAAAUUCUCAGUAAUUGGUGUUGUCCUGGUUCUUAUUUCAUUAUCAUGUUUCUUUACCACUCUUUAUUGGGUAAGAAAGUGCCGAAGAAAACCUUUCACUGCACCUUCUACAGAGGAUCCUUCUAUGCACGUGUCUUAUGCGGAGCUCUUUAAAGCAACAGAUGGGUUCUCUUCUGACAAUUUGGUGGGCACUGGAAGUUUUGGUGCUGUAUAUAAAGGGCUUCUGGAUCGUGAUGCAACAAUGGUAGCAGUAAAAGUCUUCAACCUUCAACGACAAGGAGCUCUGCGGAGCUUCAUGGCCGAAUGUGAUGCCUUGAGAAACAUUAGGCAUCGGAAUCUUGUUAAGAUCUUGACUUGUUGCUCGAGCAUUGAUUUUAAGGGCAAUGAUUUUAAAGCUCUAGUUUAUGAGUACAUGCCCAAUGGAAGUCUAGACGAGUGGUUGCACAGUGAUGAUGAUGACCAGCUGAGAAAGAACUUGAAGUUUACUCAAAGGCUAAACAUAGCUGUAGAUGUGGCUUCUGCACUGGAUUAUCUACACAAUGAUUGCCAAACAUCAAUCAUUCACCGAGAUCUAAAGCCGAGCAACAUUCUUCUUGAUGAUAACAUGAUUGCUCAAGUGGGUGAUUUCGGCCUAGCCAGAUUCUUAUCUGAAGUUGCUAAUACUAGCUCAAUUGGGAUGAACGGAUCUAUUGGGUACAUCGCUCCAGAGUAUGCGAUGGCUAGUAAAGCAUCUACACAAGGAGAUGUCUAUAGCUAUGGAAUCCUUUUAUUGGAGAUGAUCACUGGAAAGAGGCCAACUGAUGACAUGUUUAAGGACAAUCUAAGCCUUCAUCAUUUCGCUAAGUUGGCUUUGCCUAAUCAAGUAAUGGAGAUUGUUGAUCCACGACUGCUCGUAGAAGAAGCUGAAGUUACUCAAGGCAACAAAAAUCAUAUCAAUAUAAGAAAUAGAAUGCAAGACUGCUUGAUUUCACUGGUCAAAAUUGGUGUGUUAUGCUCCGAGGAAUCUCCAAGAGAACGAAUGCAGAUGAGAGAUGUUGUUGCAGAAAUGCAUAUAGUCAAGGACAUGUAUCUCAAGGUCAAGAUUCACUAAGACGGAUAGGUUACAUUGCAAAUGUUAGAUAAAGGUUUGUCUUUUCUCAAUAAUUAUUAAGUUAUUAUUGGUAGCUAUGUUAAGAAAUAUUUCAAAAUAAGAUGAGCUCGUUGAAUACUUUUUAAGCAAGCUCUUUAUAUGUUUAGUCUUGGCUUAAGAGUGUGCUUGUAUUGAUAUUGAAUAUUUGGAAAGAUGUGUUUUCCUUUUCUUUGUUU
Messenger RNA from Magnolia sinica, 3318 nucleotides. Its product is annotated as putative receptor-like protein kinase At3g47110. The coding region runs from base 50 to 3103 and encodes 1017 amino acids. Gene Ontology annotation, biological process: protein phosphorylation; hormone-mediated signaling pathway. The record is from RefSeq and is a predicted model, not a curated record. Gene Ontology annotation, molecular function: protein kinase activity; ATP binding; protein binding. The transcript is spliced from 2 exons. Lineage: Eukaryota; Viridiplantae; Streptophyta; Magnoliopsida; Magnoliales; Magnoliaceae. Gene Ontology annotation, cellular component: plasma membrane.